This is a messenger RNA of Rhinichthys klamathensis goyatoka, 1962 nucleotides long. Its product is annotated as F-box and WD repeat domain-containing 11-A. The transcript is spliced from 12 exons. Gene Ontology annotation, molecular function: protein dimerization activity. The record is from RefSeq and is a predicted model, not a curated record. Lineage: Eukaryota; Metazoa; Chordata; Actinopteri; Cypriniformes; Leuciscidae. The coding region runs from base 25 to 1566 and encodes 513 amino acids.
UCUCUCUCUCUCUCUCUCUAGAACAUGUCGGUGAUGGAGUCACAGAAUAAUACGGAUGACAUCUCGCCAAAGAAGACAACAGUGUUCAAGUUAGGGAACGGGUCAGUGGCGGGAUCGAGAAAGAGGCCGUCUCAGGGGAACUACGAGAAGGAGAAAGAUCUGUGCAUCCAGCUGUUUGAUCAGUGGUCAGAAUCUGAUCAGGUGGAGUUCGUGGAGCAUCUGAUCUCACACAUGUGUCAUUACCAGCACGGCCAUAUAAACUCGUACCUUAAACCCAUGUUACAGAGAGACUUCAUCACCGCGUUGCCAGCUCAGGGUCUGGAUCACAUAGCGGAGAACAUCCUCUCGUUUCUAGACGCUCGUUCUCUGUGCUCAGCUGAGCUGGUCUGUCGAGAAUGGCAGCGGGUCAUAUCAGACGGGAUGCUCUGGAAGAAGCUCAUCGAGAGGAUGGUGCGCACGGACCCGCUGUGGAAAGGCCUGUCAGAGCGGCAUCAGUGGGAGAAAUAUUUAUUUAAGAACCGAACAAACGAGGUCCCACCCAAUUCAUACUACCAUUCACUCUAUCCCAAAAUUAUACAGGACAUUGAGACGAUUGAGGCGAACUGGCGUUGUGGGCGUCACAAUCUUCAGCGGAUUCAGUGCCGGUCAGAGAACAGUAAAGGUGUUUACUGCCUUCAGUACGACGAUGACAAGAUCAUCAGCGGCCUACGAGACAACUCCAUUAAAAUCUGGGAUAAACAGUCUCUGGAGUGUCUGAAGGUUUUGACGGGUCACACUGGUUCGGUUCUGUGUCUGCAGUAUGAUGACAGAGUCAUAGUGACAGGAUCCUCUGAUUCUACCAUCAGGGUGUGGGACGUUGGUUCCGGUGAGGUUCUCAACACUCUGAUCCAUCAUAACGAGGCGGUUCUGCACCUGCGCUUCUGUAACGGGCUCAUGGUGACGUGUUCGAAAGAUCGCUCCAUCGCCGUGUGGGACAUGGCAUCCGCCACUGACAUCAGUCUGCGCCGCGUGCUCGUGGGUCACCGCGCUGCUGUUAACGUGGUGGACUUUGACGACAAAUACAUCGUGUCUGCGUCUGGAGACAGAACCAUAAAGGUGUGGAGCACCAGCACGUGUGAGUUUGUACGGACACUUAACGGUCACAAGCGUGGCAUCGCCUGCCUUCAGUACAGAGACAGACUCGUGGUCAGCGGGUCUUCGGACAACACCAUCAGACUGUGGGACAUUGAGUGUGGUGCUUGUCUGCGUGUGUUGGAGGGUCAUGAGGAGCUCGUGCGCUGCAUCAGAUUCGACAACAAGAGGAUCGUGAGCGGAGCGUAUGAUGGGAAGAUUAAAGUUUGGGAUUUACAGGCAGCUCUGGAUCCUCGGGCCCCUGCCAGCACAUUAUGUCUGCGCACACUCGUGGAGCAUUCUGGGCGUGUGUUCCGACUGCAGUUUGAUGAGUUCCAGAUUAUAAGCAGUUCCCAUGAUGACACAAUCCUUAUAUGGGACUUCCUGAAUGUCUCCACCAAUGGACAGUCAGAGGGGCGAUCGCCCUCACGGACAUACACGUACGUCUCCAGAUAGCAGGUGCCUCUUCUAUGUGCCAGUGUGUCCUGGGAGAGCUGAGAGCUGAUUGGUUGUUGGCCGUGUCCAUCACAGAAUUGUGCCUAGGAAUCCACCUCCUCUUCUCUGUCCUACACAGAUCCAUGCUUUGCCAAACACACAGACACAUGCUGCUCUAAAGAUUCAAAACACUGUUCUGCUUUAUCUAGUGGGAAAAAGAAGCAAAAUCACACACACACACAGAUGUUGACAGCUUCAAACCUUAUCUGUACUACCACUGCUGCUCAAAUAACCCGAAAACCAAUGAUCUCGUACUCACAAGCUCUGCACUACUAACAGCUCAUAUCCACACCAGGAUCACUCUGUUAUGGAGAAGCUGGGAUUCUGGGAGUGACGUAUGGAUGAUGAUGGACAGGG